AUAAAUUAGGUAAAUUUGCUUUUAUAUCUCACUCUCUCUCUCUAGACUUCCCCUGUUUCAGUAAUCCUUCUAAAGAAGUAAAGAACUUAUUGCUUUUUUCCAAUUUCUAUACCUACUCCAUUCAUAAAUUGAAAUCCCAAUCUCUCUUUCUUGUCAACAAUUUGAGCUAAAGAUGAGAUCUUUAAUCGGAAUCCUCACAUUAUUCAUGAUGGGUGUUGAUUUAGUGAAUGGAAUUGGAGCAAACUGGGGAAAUCAAGCAACUCAUCCUCUGCCGCCGGCGACUGUCGUGAAGCUGUUGAAAGAUAAUGGAUUUGAUAAAGUCAAACUAUUUGAUGCUGAUUCAACCACUUUGAAAGCUUUAAGUGGUUCAGGAAUUCAAGUUAUGGUUGGAAUUCCUAAUGAAAUGUUAAACAAUCUUGCUAAUAAUCUUAAUGAUGCUGAAAAAUGGGUUCAGAAAAACGUUUCUGUUCAUAUCUCAUCAAAUAAAGUUGAUAUCAGACACGUAGCCGUGGGUAAUGAACCGUUCUUAUCAACAUACAACGGUAGCUAUCUCGACAUAACAUUACCGGCAAUGCAAAACAUUCAAGCGGCGUUAAUAAAAGCCGGUUUAUCAAAUCAAGUGAAAGUAACGGUACCCUUAAACGCCGACGUUUAUCAAUCGUCGACAACUCUACCUUCCACCGGCGAUUUCCGCGCCGACAUUCGUACCCGUAUGCUUGAAAUCGUCAAGUUUUUAUCCGACAAUGGAGGUUCCUUUACCGUCAACAUCUACCCAUUCAUUAGUCUCUACAACGACCCCAAUUUCCCGAUGGAAUACGCGUUUUUCGGGGACUAUUCAUCUCCAAUCAACGACAACGGUAGGGUAUACCAAAAUGUUUUCGACGCCAAUUACGAUACUUUAGUAUGGGCACUUCAGAAAAACGGGUUUGGAAAUUUAUCGAUAAUAGUUGGCGAGAUAGGUUGGCCGACGGAUGGUGAUCGGAGUGCGAAUCUACAAUUUGCUGAAAAAUUCAACCAGGGGUUAAUCACACAUAUAACAGCAGGAACCCCGAUGAGACCAGGUCUGGUUGAUGCUUAUUUAUUCAGCUUAAUUGAUGAGGAUGCGAAGAGUAUUCAACCCGGGAAUUUCGAAAGACAUUGGGGGGUUUUCUAUUACGAUGGUUUGCCGAAGUAUAAUUUGAGUAUUAGUAACGGAGGAGGUGGAUUGGUGGCGGCGAGUGGAGUUGAGUAUUUGAGUAAGAAAUGGUGUGUUUUAGCGAGUUGGGGAAGUUUGGAUAAUCCAAAAUUGGCUGAUAGUGUUGAUUAUGCUUGUAGUAAAGCUGAUUGUACUAGUCUUGGUUAUACUUGUGGGAAUCUUGAUUCGAGAGGGAAUGUUUCUUAUGCGUUUAAUAGUUAUUAUCAACAGAAUAAUCAGUUGGCGAGUGCUUGUCAAUUUCCGAAUUUGUCGGUCGUGACUACUAGUGAUCCGUCUAGUGGUGGUUGUAAGUUUAGUCUUAUGAUUAAGACGGUGGAUGAUUCUGAGUCGAGUACUAGCGGUGGUGGUGGUGGCGGUGGUGGUGAUGGAAGUGGUGGUGUUGGGUUGGAGAAGCCGGUGGUUAUGGUUUUGAGUAUUUUGAUGUUGUUUGUGACAUUUGUGUGAUGAUGUUGUUUUUGGAAGAAAAUAUGUUUAUUUGAGAAUUUUAAGAUAGUGUUUAGAUUAUGUAUUU
Messenger RNA from Impatiens glandulifera, 1706 nucleotides. RefSeq names its product glucan endo-1,3-beta-glucosidase 5-like. The transcript is spliced from 2 exons. NCBI's taxonomy places the organism in Eukaryota, Viridiplantae, Streptophyta, Magnoliopsida, Ericales, Balsaminaceae. Gene Ontology annotation, cellular component: plasma membrane. The coding region runs from base 173 to 1639 and encodes 488 amino acids. Gene Ontology annotation, molecular function: hydrolase activity, hydrolyzing O-glycosyl compounds. Gene Ontology annotation, biological process: carbohydrate metabolic process. The record is from RefSeq and is a predicted model, not a curated record.